Molecule: messenger RNA, 2363 nt
Organism: Astyanax mexicanus (Mexican tetra)
Lineage: Eukaryota; Metazoa; Chordata; Actinopteri; Characiformes; Acestrorhamphidae
Gene: insc
Product: INSC spindle orientation adaptor protein
Exons: 13
Coding region: 474-2084 (536 amino acids)
Biological process (GO): establishment of mitotic spindle orientation; apical protein localization; asymmetric cell division
Cellular component (GO): apical cortex
Molecular function (GO): protein binding; cytoskeletal adaptor activity
Source: RefSeq, a predicted model, not a curated record
CCCCGCACAUCUGGAUUCCAGUCCCUCCAUUUAUUUAUGCGGUUUCUGUUGUUUUUGUGGAACUUUAAAAGCCCACCACCUUUUCACAUCAGCAGUUUGGCCGGAUCCGAUGAGGUCUACAAUUACACCCCACCGUUACUGGUCACUGUGCAAUUACACGCCUGACCACACAGUCUAAAGAAGAGAGACGUUUUCAGCCUUGCCUCUCAAACGGCGACAGAAAUAGAAUAGUUUUCAUGUCUGUCUGGCCUGGAGCCCAGCUGGAGCUGCCUGAUCGGCACGCCGACGUGGGCUUUACUCCAGAGCAAAUCUUAAGGUCAUUUUAGUCUGCAGCACCAGUGUGUGUGUUUCACACACUCUCUGGGCUUUGAGCAGGGCUGGUCUUUAAAGAGGGAGGAUGAAAACCUGUGGAGUGUAGCUCUUCAGUCGGUGCUGCGGCCUGCUGUUGUUGCUAUGAGGCUUUGGGGAGCAGGAUGGCAUCUCCACAGAUCUCCAGGAGCAGCAGUUCAUCUUUAUCUACAAGCAAGAGGAUGCAUGCCAUUCAGGUGGACUCGGUGCAGCGCUGGAUGGAAGAUUUGCGUCACAUGACGGAGGUGGAGUGUAUGUGUGUUCUGCAGUCUAAGCCCAUCGCCGUGGACGAGGACUCUCUGGGUGAGCUCAUUGUCUCUGCUGUGGGUACGACUGGUGACCAUGUGACCAGGGACAACCUGCAGACGCUCCUGAAGAGGGCUCUAGUGGUCAGCACGGAGCUGGGGAAGAUGUUCCAGAGGCUGGAGCGGGGCCGCUGGCAGCGCGUUCACAGCACCGCAGUCAGGGCCAACUGCCACGUCCGCUCACUGGUGCACGAGUACAGCACUGCCCGGGCCACGCCCGCUCACAUGCAGAAGUAUGAAACAGCGCUGCUGGAAAAGUGUAUGGAGCUUACUGUUAUCACUGAGAGGUGCCUUCACACUGAUGACGAGUAUUUCCUGAAGUCCAUGAAAGAGGCCAUUCAUGAGAUCCUCACAGACGUCAGUGAUUCCUUCAGCCAAAUGAUUGACAUGGCCCUAGCCAAUGAAAUACAGAUCCUGAUUAAACAGGUCGAGGAAUCAGAUGAUGUGUUUAUUAUUGAGAACGCCAUCAGCAACCUGCUGUCUCUUACUCAGGAUGGACCACAGCUCUGCAGCAUCAUUGCCAAGGAAGGUGCGGUGGUGGCCCUGCUGAAGAUAUGCAGACAGGACUGCUUCAACAGUCUUUACGCUCAUGCUCUGAGGACAGUGGCCUCCAUCUGCUGUGUGGAGGAAGGAAUCAACCAACUGGAAAAGGUGGAUGGUGUCCUGUGUCUUGCUGAUAUCCUGACUGAUGAGGGGUGUGCAGAAGCAGCUCGAGCUGAGGCAGCGGCGGUCGUGGCUCAGAUUACCUCUCCUCAACACACGUCCACUCAGCACCUGGCCAGCUUCCUGGAGAGCAUGCAGGACAUCGUCACUGCCCUCAUCAAGCUGUGUGAGAGUGCCUCGUGUGGUGAGGUGUUUCUCUUGGCCUCAGCUGCUCUGGCUAACAUCACCUUCUUCGACAGUAUGGCAUGCGAGAUCCUUCUGCAGCUCAAUGCUGUUCACAUCCUUCUCCAGGCCUGCAGGGAUCGCCAGCGAAUUGACACACCAUACUCUAAAGACCAGGUUGUAACAAUUCUGGCAAAUCUCUCUGUUUUGGAGCAGUCUGCCUCUGAAGUGUUACAGGAGAAUGGAAUUGAGCGAUUGUUGCUGUUAUUGGGUGAGAAACCUUCUUCAUCCAAUCCAUCAGAAGGAGCUGCCUGUGAACGGGUUCAACAGAAGGCUGCGGUCACACUGGCCCGUCUCAGCAGGGACCCGGAUGUUGCACAGGCAGCCAUAGAGCUUCAGGCUGUGCCACGUCUCAUCGAGCUUUGCCACUCACCGGCCGAGAGGAACAGCAGCGACUCUGUGCUGGUAGCCUGCCUGGCUGCCCUGAGGCGACUGGCUGCCGGCUGUCCGGACAGUAUUGCUCCUUCAGAUCAUCAGCAGCUGAUCAAGCCAAGGCUGGUCGACUCCUUCCUGCUGUGCUCAAACAUGGAGGAGAGCUUCGUCUGAUUGAUUCUUACAGAUCUGAUCAUCAGCAUGAACACUACCAGUGCAACUGGAAUAUGACUGUCCUGUCCAUCAGACACACACACCACAGACACGUCAUGUUUAUAAACACAUUUAUAGUAAUGUUAAUGAAUGCACAUUAAUUUUAGUAAUUGCAGAUAUUUGUAUACUAAAAAUAAACACAGUGUAAAUGAAGCUCCUGGUAUUGUGUUGAUACUGUUAUGGUGAUUUUAUUUAAAGAAAAUGAUUAUAUGGCAAUAAACUGGAGCUGCUGCUUUGAAA